CCGUCCCUCAUCGUCACACCACGGUCAUGUCAGACCACAACGCCGGCAUUAUGGCGCGCAAGGACCUGAAGACGCUCGUGCCGCAGCCUAAAAUGUACAAGAAGCCUCCGUUCACCGCCGAAGCACCUGGCGUGCAAAAGGUUGACGGCGAAACGGUCCCUCGCCGCAACAUCCGGACCAAGGACCAGCUGAAGAACACGCCAAACCCAGACGUGUGCACCAUUUUCGACAUUGUGACACAAUCGAGCAAGAAGUACGGCAACGCAAAGGCGCUCGGCAAGCGCCGGCUGAUAAAGCUGCACGAGGAGAACAAGAAGGUGAAGAAGCUGGUCGAUGGCCAAGAGAAGGAGGUCGACAAGAAGUGGACAUACUACGAGCUGUCGCCAUACGAGUACUUGUCAUUCACAGAGUACGAGCAGAUGGUUCUGAAUGUCGGUUGUGGUUUCCGCGCGCUCGGCAUGAAGCCGCAGGACCGCGUCCACAUCUUCGCCGCCACACACCCAUACUGGUUGGCCACGGCGCAUGGAGCUCAGAGCCAGAGCAUGCCCAUUGUCACCGCCUAUGACACGCUUGGAGAGGAGGGUCUCAAGCACUCUCUUCAGCAGACCAACGCCAAAGCCAUCUUCUUGGACCCGCAUCUCCUCACAAAGCUCGUCAAGCCGCUGAACGAGUCCAAAGACAUACACUAUGUCAUAUACAACGACGAUGAUGCGCCCACGAAGCAGUCUACUCCAGAGCAGACCAAGGCGGAUGUUGAGAAGCUCAAAGCAGCUCAUCCCCACUUGACCGUCUACAGCUUCACCGACUUCAUCGAGCUCGGCAAGCAGAACAAAGUCGAGCCCACCCCGCCUUCGCCAGAGGAUCUCUGCUGUAUCAUGUACACCUCUGGCUCCACUGGAGCGCCCAAGGGUGUGAUGCUCACACACAAGAACGUCGUGGCCGCCGUGACUGGUGUGGAUGUGGUAGUUGGCGCAUACCUCGGUCCCGGAGACGGACUGCUUACAUAUCUCCCUCUUGCGCAUAUCUUGGAGUUUGUCUUCGAAUCUGCUUGCUUGUGGUGGGGUGGCUCUAUGGGCUAUGGCAACCCCAAGACCAUCUCCGACGCGUCCAUGCGCAACUGCAAGGGUGACAUUGCCGAGUUCAAGCCCACCAUCUUGGUGGGUGUGCCUGCAGUCUGGGAGACUGUCAAGAAGGGAGUCAUGGCGAAGGUUGAGAAGCUCAACCCAGUGUCCAAGAAUCUCUUCUGGGGAGCAAUGAGUGCGAAAACUUUCAUGAUGAACAACGCUAGCUACCUGCCACUUUCAAGUGUAGGCACUAACAUUGUGGACAACGUUGUCUUCAAAAAGGUUGCUGAAGCCACUGGUGGCAGGCUUCGUAUCUGUCUGAACGGUGGUGGUCCCAUCGCCAAGGAGACACAACGCUUCAUUUCCAUGUGCAUUGCACCAAUGAUUUCUGGAUAUGGUCUCACCGAGACGGCGGCCAUGGGAGCGAUUAUGGACCCUCUUGCAUGGACCGACCAGGCACUUGGCGAGAUUCCAGGUUCUGUCGAAGUGAAGCUCGUUGACUUCCCGGAUGCGGGCUACCACGCUACCAACAAUCCACCACAAGGCGAGAUUUGGAUUCGUGGCGCCGCUGUGGCAUCUGGCUACCUGGACCUUCCCAAGGAGACUGAAGAAUCCUUCACGAGCGAUGGCUGGUUCAAGACCGGCGAUAUCGGUGAAUUUGAUAGCCUCGGCCAGCUGAAGAUCAUCGACCGCAAGAAGAAUUUGGUCAAGACUCUGAACGGCGAGUACAUUGCGCUUGAAAAGCUGGAAUCUGUCUACCGAUCGACCAAGAUUGUCCAAAACAUCUGCGUAUAUGCUCAAUCGGAUAAGAACAAGCCCAUUGCGAUUGUUGUGCCAGCAGAACCAGCACUCAAGCAAUUGGCCAGCGAAAACGGGAUUGAAGGUCAUGGUAUCGAGGACUUGGCUCACAACAAGAAGAUCAACAGUCUCGUACUCAAAGCCAUGCAGGAUACUGGUAGGAAGCAAGGUCUUGCUGGCAUUGAAAUCAUCGAGGGCGUCGUUCUCACCGAUGAGGAGUGGACUCCACAAAGCGGACUUGUCACCUCUGCCCAGAAGCUCAACCGCAAGGGCAUUACGGAAAAGUACAAGAAUGACAUCAAGAAGGCUUAUGGUGGCAAUUAGAGCAGUGGCAAAUAAUGUAUGAUACCCCCCUCACUCACUCCAAAUUUGGGGAAUUGCCCAUUAUUGCGUGUGGACGCUCUAGAACAAUGAACGUCCAUCUGACCUCGUGGGGAGGCAAGAAGUAACGAUGAGGAUACGACCAAGCGUGCAAGCAAGCGGGCGUUCGAAUAUUUCUUUUGAGAAAAUGGUAGAAACCCCGGCGGACAUGUUGUGUUUAGUCCCUUGGCAUAAUUGAAUUGAGAUUUUCUCUUUUUCCUUUUUUGAGAC
Molecule: messenger RNA, 2453 nt
Organism: Sphaerulina musiva SO2202
Lineage: Eukaryota; Fungi; Ascomycota; Dothideomycetes; Mycosphaerellales; Mycosphaerellaceae
Product: acyl-CoA synthetase
Exons: 2
Coding region: 27-2186 (719 amino acids)
Biological process (GO): long-chain fatty-acyl-CoA metabolic process; long-chain fatty acid metabolic process
Cellular component (GO): plasma membrane; endoplasmic reticulum; lipid droplet
Molecular function (GO): long-chain fatty acid-CoA ligase activity
Source: RefSeq, a predicted model, not a curated record